AUGCCCGCCGCAUACUCAUGCAUCGUUGCCCCUCAGAUAACUGAGCGGGCUAGCAAAAGCAUCACCCUACAGCCAAUCACCUUGGCACUCGAACUGGCGCUGGACGUUUCUCCCUCUCAACACACACUGCCUCUCCGCAUCACUAUCAGUCUCUUAGACGAAGGUAGGACCGAUAAACCUCUGGAGAGCAGAGGGAACGGGUCUAGCAGCGAGGGUGACACUUCAGUCAUUGACACAGAGCCGUUUGUUCAACUCUCCGACGAUCACGCUGACUGCGAUGUUACCAUUCCGUUCCUGCCACUUCCUGUUGACUUCGACCCUGCCGACUCCUCCCACUGGGCGGCUCUUGCGGACGACAUUCAGGCAUGGCUUCUAAGCACAGUACCUCCCACGUCGUCUCAAUGGACUUGGGGCCGCGAUGCGUUUUGGCUGGCGUUCACAGCCGCCUAUCCUGCCUUUCCCCGAGUCAUGCUUGACUGGCUCGAGUACACGUUCGAGACAGCAGGGACGAAGCUCAGUACUCAGGGGCAAUGCCCUGCCACGACCAUCCUUAAACUAAGGUUGGACCAAGACACGGGCAAGCUUGCCGUGAUAUCACUCCUUACUAUUGGCCUGACAACAGUAUUCAUGUAUUAUUUUGUGCUCGGGGACCAAGAGGACGGUGGAAGCUCCCGGCUUGAACGCGUUAGGAAUAAUUGUUCACACGGCGUCCUUUCCCAUCGUCUAGAGGUGGCUAGUCAAGCUGCUAUGAUGCCACCAGAAACUAUUAUCGCCCUCUAG
Coniophora puteana RWD-64-598 SS2 is the source of this 780-nucleotide messenger RNA. RefSeq lists its product as uncharacterized. The transcript is spliced from 7 exons. The record is from RefSeq and is a predicted model, not a curated record. Lineage: Eukaryota; Fungi; Basidiomycota; Agaricomycetes; Boletales; Coniophoraceae. Bases 1 to 780 code for a protein of 259 amino acids.